Messenger RNA from Arxiozyma heterogenica, 1320 nucleotides. RefSeq names its product rRNA-binding ribosome biosynthesis protein (gene SSF2). Gene Ontology annotation, molecular function: rRNA binding. The coding region runs from base 1 to 1320 and encodes 439 amino acids. Gene Ontology annotation, cellular component: preribosome, large subunit precursor. Gene Ontology annotation, biological process: ribosomal large subunit assembly; rRNA processing. NCBI's taxonomy places the organism in Eukaryota, Fungi, Ascomycota, Saccharomycetes, Saccharomycetales, Saccharomycetaceae. The transcript is spliced from 2 exons. The record is from RefSeq and is a predicted model, not a curated record.
AUGGCUAAAAGAAGAACCAAAAAGAGAACACAUGUUCCCAUAGAUCAGGAAGCAUUGAAAGGCAUUCCUAAAUCUAUGGUCAUCAGAGUAGGUCAAACCUCUCUAUCUAACCAUUCUUUGAAUCAAUUAGUUAAAGAUUUCCGUCAAAUUAUGCAACCGUAUACUGCAAUCAAAUUGAAGGAGAGAAAAUCGAAUAAGUUGAAGGAUUUUGUCGUCAUGUGUGGUCCAUUAGAUGUCUCUCAUCUUUUUAUUUUCACACAAUCUGAAAAGACUGGUAACGUCUCUCUAAAAGUAGCAAGAACACCAAAGGGUCCAACUAUCACUUUUAAUGUGCUGAAUUACUCUUUAAGUAAAGAUAUUAAGAAAUUCUUAAAGAGACCCAAAUCCUUGAACAAAGAAGAUGUUUUGAAUCCACCCCUAUUGGUCUUAAAUGGGUUCAAUACAAAGAAUAAUAAUGACAAGGAAAGUGAAGAUAAUAACGUGGAAAAAAUUAUAAUUUCAAUAAGAGUUCUGAUGUUACAUAAGGAUUCGGUGACAAAAGAAAUCUCUUUGCGUCACUAUUUUAUCGAUGUUAAAGACGUGGAGUUAUCAAGAAAUUUGAAAAAAUUGUAUAAUGCAAAGACACAUUUAAACAAGUCUUUACCAAAUCUUCAUAGAAAGAAAGACAUAUCGUCUUUAAUCCUUGAUCAUGACAUUAACGCAUAUACAUCAGAAUCUGAAAUGGAAGAUGAUGAAGAUGCAAUUGUUAAAAUAUCUGAGAACAAUCAAAAUAAUAAAAUUGGUGUUAUAAAACAAUCGAAAAAACCAAAAUUGGAUGUAGAGACAGGUUUAGAAAAUGAGGAUGAUGAAGGAGAGGGGAAAAGAGAAGUUAGUACUAAUACUAAUAAUAUACCAUAUAUGGCUCCAAGAAAGAAAGCUAUCCGUUUAACUGAAGUGGGUCCGAGAUUAAAUUUAAGAUUGGUUAAAAUUGAAGAAGGUAUUUGUUCAGGAAAAGUAUUGCAUCAUGAAUUUGUUCAUAAGACUGAUGAAGAAAUAAGAUUACUAGAAAGGAGACACCAAGCUAAACUAAGAUUAAAAGAACAAAGAAAAAAGGAACAAGAAGCAAAUAUUGCUAAGAAAAAAGCUGCAAAGGAAGCCAAAAAACAAAGAAAACUGGAAAGGAGAAAUGCAAGAAAGGAGCUUGAAGAUCAAGAUAAGUUAAAUGAAGAUCAAAAUACCUCUGAAGAGAGUGAUAGUGAAAUUGAUUCAGAAGAUCAUUUUAGUGAUGUACCAGAUGAUAUUGACAGUGACCUAUUUAGUGAAGUUGAAGACGCCAUGUAA